UUAUUCAACGAACGCUUACACAAUACGUAGUGUGACGGGGACGCGGAAAGGUGUUGGUUUUGCGCUCCUGAGUUGCAAUUUGCAAUAGUUGUUAGUAAUGGAGUGGAACUCGGAAGGACAUGUUCUCAAACUUAUUGCUGCGUACCAAAGAACAUCCCUAUUGUGGGAUUUUCAAGAUCCGAAGCAUUAUUAUAAACCUAUUACAGCCAAGGCCUGGAGGGAAGUAGGAAAAGAAGUAAACAUGCCUGGGGACGAGUGUAAAAGAAAAAUUACGUGCUUGUUGGCUUCUUACCGGCGUGAGAAAUACAAAAUAAGACGGAGUAAAGGAACAGAUAACGUUUACGUUAGUAGGUGGUACGCGUACGAAGCUCUCACGUUCCUAGAUGGCAGAAAGAUGCCAGAGCAGCGACCUAAGUUGGAACCAAAAGAUAUGAUAAUAGAAGAUGAAGAUGUAGAUGACAUCGGAGUAGAGGUCAAUCUUUCUGAACUAAGCCCAGAGACAUCAGCUUCAUCGCCUAUUAACAUACCCAGUAAGCGAGCCAAUAGAGAUGGCAUCGAAGAUGUAGAUGACAUCGGCCUAGAGGUCAAUCUUUCGGAACUAAGCCCAGAGACAUUAGCAUCAUCGCCUAUUAACAUACCCAGUAAGCGAGCCAAUAGAGAUGAUUAUCCUACUUCAUCAAUGCUGGGCAGUGAAUUUAAUAUUUUCGACACAGUAAGGGAAAAACCGAACGAGACUGACACAUUUUUCACAUAUGUUGCUACAAAAGUGAAUAAUUAUUCCAGUGAGAUUCAGACCGCGGUGCAGCAUGCAGUAUUCGAAGUACUUAUGAAAGCUGAUAAAGGAUUUUAUAAGUCGACAAGUUCAGAUAAUCAGCAAUCUAACAGCUGAUAUAAAAUAAAAAUAAAAAACAAAAGCAUUUAUUUCCUAAUAAUACAUAUUAUCUUAAGAUAUUUUAUUUCUUCUUUUUCGAUGUUCCGCUGUUGCACCAGCUCCUUUGAACAGCUUCCUUUGUGGAUCCCUGAUUCUUCUGGCCAUGAUCGUCUGGACAUCUUCUGUGGGUAUUUUUUGUGGAAUCGUAGGUACCUCCUUUUCUAUACCGGUUUUGCUACCACCUAGCUAUUGUCUGAUCAGAUGGUCGAUCAGACGGUGUUUUUCUCUAAACAUCCUCCGUAUACGAUUUCCGUGUUUUUCCUUGAGGUUUCCUUAAGGCCUGGCAGUUGAAAUAUGAAGUCCUGCUCUCGACCACUUCCCUCAGUGGUGUAUACUGGAGCCUUUCUCUCAAGUUUGCUCCUGCCUUGCUGCCUCUUCAAUGAGCCGGUAGCAUGACGUCUCUGUGGUUUCAAGCCUCUUUCAGUUGGUUUCCGCCGUAGAGCUCCAUACUGGGACCUCAUACAGUAUUUCAUACCUAACAUACGCCUGGUAAAGUUGAAUCUUCUUCUGGUGAGGACCUAAAAAUUUAAGGUUGUAUUAGUCUUUUUUACCAAUGCAGGUUUUACCUUGAUUUGCUUUGCAUGCAGCGUGAAGUUCAGCUUUGUAGGUAUCUAGGUGGACUCCUAGGUAUUUGACGGAUGCUUCUGAUUGGAUAAUUUCUCAUAGUGAGCUCUACUGCUGGUGGAUUACGUUGCUGCGUAAAGAUGAUAAACUAUGAACUGCGUCUUGGCUGCGUUGAUCUUGAUCUUCCCUUUGUCCGUGAAUUCUGAAAUCAUUUCCAAGUAUCCUUCUAGUUCCAGACAAUUCUUCUGUCCCCUUUUCUUGCUGUGUAGAUGGCUUUUAUCGUCUGCAUGCAAAUCUGUACUUGUUCUUUCUUGCAUCUGUUGGUAAAUCUGAAACAAAAAUGUUAUAUAAAAUGGGCGAUAGAAUACUGCCCUGAGGCAUUCCUUUCUGGACUUCUUGUAUCAUAGACAUCUUUCGGUCAGCUGAAACUUGAAAAGUUAUAUUAGUUAGAUAUUUGUCGCAAAUAUUAACUAAAUAAUGAGGUAACCUAGCCCUGUCCAUCUUGAAGAUAAGUGCUUUCUUCCAGACGGUGUCGUAUGCUUUUUCUAUGUUCAUCAUGGCCAUUCCUGUCUUCUGAUUUCUGUUGAACCGGAUUUUGGUGUCGCUGAUAACUCUUGCUAGUUGUAGUUCGCAGUUUCUUUCUUUUCUGAAUCCAAAUUGGUCCUCCUGUAUGAUUCUUCUUUUUUCUGCAUGUUUCAUCAAGCUCUUGUAAAUUAGCUUCUCCAAUAUUUUUCCUAAUGGUUCCAGUAGAGAUAUUGGCCUGUAGUUUUCUGGUCUUCUUCCAUCUUUCUUCAGUUUUAGUAGAAGGAUGGUCUUGCUUGCUUCCAGUUGUUCGAAAAAUGGGCACUUUGCAGGAAAAAUCUAAAAAUGUAGUAGAAUUGUACUCAUUUUCUUGGAUAGUUCCUUGAGUAGGAUGUUGUGGAUUCCUUCCUGUUGUCAACUACUUCCGACUAAGUUGUUUAUUUCAGAACAUUAUUCAGUUUAAUUUAGUUUAAUCUUCUUCUUCUUGUAGUGCCUAUCCGUUUCGGAUGUUGGCGACCAUCAUGGCAAUCUGUACUUUGCACACUGCUGCUCUGAAAAGAUUUGUAGUGGUUGUGUUCAUUGUGUUGAACCACGUACGUAGAUUUUUCAGCCACGAAAUCCUUCGCCUUAGUUUAAUCUAGUAAUGUUUAAAUGAGUUUUAAUAUUAUUAUGUAUUGAAAA
Messenger RNA from Diabrotica virgifera virgifera (western corn rootworm), 2698 nucleotides. RefSeq lists its product as uncharacterized. The coding region runs from base 98 to 889 and encodes 263 amino acids. Gene Ontology annotation, biological process: regulation of transcription by RNA polymerase II. Gene Ontology annotation, cellular component: transcription regulator complex; nucleus. The record is from RefSeq and is a predicted model, not a curated record. Lineage: Eukaryota; Metazoa; Arthropoda; Insecta; Coleoptera; Chrysomelidae. The transcript is spliced from 3 exons.